Molecule: messenger RNA, 1536 nt
Organism: Ustilago hordei
Lineage: Eukaryota; Fungi; Basidiomycota; Ustilaginomycetes; Ustilaginales; Ustilaginaceae
Exons: 3
Coding region: 1-1536 (511 amino acids)
Source: RefSeq, a predicted model, not a curated record
AUGUCUCAAUCAUCUUCCAUCUCCAUCGGUGCCAGCAUCAUCACUGCUGCUGCAGUCAGUAGCAGCAUCAACCCCUUCACUGAAAGCCAAGUUCCUCUUGCCAUCAUCAAGAACCUUGCGAUGCACAGUGCCAAUGCUCUUUCAAACCCUGAUGAUGCUUUCCCAUCUCCAGUAGCUGAUGACCUCGCUCCUUCUGAUGCCAUCAACAGUGAUGAUGACUUCACUUUGCCGCUCCCUGCUGCCAACCAGACUGCUCUUGCUGCUCCAGUUGAUCUGAAGGUUGCCAACCAGCUUUGCAGCUUCCGCCUCCGCCUCCUCCAGCACCCUUCUCUUCUCCUCUGCACUCGCCCUGAGUGCACUCACCACCUGCCGCUCAUCCCAACCUAUGCCAAUGUGUCUCAGCACCUCAAGUCCCACCAUCAUCCGCUCACCAAGACUGGCAUCAAGCUGUUGGAGGAGACACUCCUUACUCUCGACCUUGUCAGCCCUGCUACUGUCAGCAUCAACACCAAUCUACUCCCCAUCAACCUCAUCAAGGAGCUUGAUACAUUUGAUGGCUACUGUUGCAGUAUCUGCGAGUAUGCUGUCAAGUCAAGCUCCUCUGCAUACAAGCACCAGCGCAGCAGCCAUGAUGGCAAGGCUUCUGUCAUCCACCCUGUUCUCAUUCAGCCCAUCUUCACCAGUGGUCCCUUCACCCGCUAUGUGUGGGUCUUCAACAGCAAGCUCGAGCCUACACCCCCUCCUGUUGCCUUCAACAUCAACACCAACAUCAACACAGAGGAGGAUGCAGCUUUCAAGGAGCAGCUGGAAGCAUUCUUUGCCAAGGAUGCAGAGCUAAUGGCAAAGGCAGAUCUGGACAUGGAGGGCAUUCAACCACGAACUGUGACUGGCAAUCUCAGCCCAUGGCUCAAGCAGCUAGGCUGGCAGGAGUACUGGGCUGGCAAGCCAGUGGUGGCCAUUGGUUCCCUUGGCUGCAACCCUCACAAGUGGCCAGGUGCCCACCAGGACUUCCUUCACUGGCUGCUUGGCAUGACACAACAGUGUACACAGCAGUGGAUGGAGGCACUUCUUCAAUCUGGCCGCCAGGUGCAGCAAACCUUCCAUGCCUUUGACGACACCCCUAGCCAUCCAUACUCCCUUGAUCAACCCACAGUCAUCAAGCGUGCUGACUGCUGGGCAAUGCUCAUCACCAUGCUGGCUCAUGUCAUGCUAGAUGGCAAGGUUCUUGGCUACUAUGGUGAUGAUGAUCAGGAUGCACACCUUGGCAUCAGUGAACAGCUUGCAGGGCUCUUUGAGGACCUUCAGGACCUCUUCCAUGAUCCCAAUCUGGAUGUUGAUGUCUCCAUGCAUCCUGAUGUGGUUUUGCAAGCAUUUAGUGGCAUCCAGUCGAUCAGUGUCUACCUAGCCCUAGCCGGUGUGUCUUGCUUGGGUUACAAGGGGGUUCCAUUUUUAAAUCGAGUAGGGUUGCUUAAUCAAAGUUGUAGUACUACCCAAACUAUGCAUGUUUCAUUAUCCAACCCUACUCCAGUUGAGUAA